AUGAUGAAAAUUGGUAAAAAAUGGGAAUCUACAGAUUCUAGAAAUUGGUUACAAUUAAGGAUAUUACAAAAAAAAAGAAAUUUUUUAUUAUUAUUUAAUAAUUUUUAUAUUAUUAUACUAUUUUUUUCCAUUCAAAGUUAUUUAAUCAAAUCAAUAGAAGGUUUCUCUUCACCUUCAUCUGACAAUAGUAACAGAUCUCCGGAUACACAAUUAAUAUCAGAUAUUUUAAAUAAAUUAACUAAUCCUUCAAGAUAUGAUAAACGUCUUCGUCCUAUGUAUGGUAAAAAACCUGUAGAUGUUGGUAUAACAAUUCAUGUAUCUUCAAUAUCAGCAGUCUCUGAAGUUGAUAUGGAUUUUACACUAGAUUUUUAUCUACGUCAAUCUUGGAGAGAUGAUCGGUUAGCUUUUGGAGAAUUAGAUGAAUCAUUUAAAGAAAUAAAAUCAUUAACAGUUGGUGUUGACUAUCUUGAAAAACUAUGGAAACCCGAUACAUUUUUUCCAAAUGAAAAGAAAUCUUUUUUUCAUACUGCUACAACACAUAACUCUUUUUUAAGAAUUGAUCCUGAUGGAACGGUAUUCACUUCACAAAGAUUAACAGUUACCGCAACAUGUCCAAUGAAAUUAAAAUUAUUUCCUAUGGAUUCUCAGAAAUGUAGACUUGAAAUUGAAAGUUAUGGUUAUGAUAUUAAAGAUAUAUCUUAUUAUUUUCUAAAAAAAGGAAAAGCAGAAGGGAUCGGUGAAAUCGGCUCUGAGUUACCACAAUUUGUAUUGAAAUCGUUUGAUGUCAGUUCAAAGGUUGAAAGUUUGUCAUCAGGAAAUUAUUCAAGACUUUCGUGUAUAUUUUUAUUUCGAAGAAAUCUUGGUUUUUAUAUAAUUCAAAUAUAUUUACCAUCAAUACUUAUUUCUGUUAUUAGUUGGAUUUCUUUUUGGUUAUCUAGAGAAUCUAGUCCUUCCAGAAUUAGUCUUGGUCUUUUAACUGUUCUCUCAAUGACAACAAUUAUGAAUAAUUCUUCGGUACCAAAAGUUUCAUAUGUAAAAUCAAUUGAUAUAUUUUUGGGUUUUUCUUUUUUAAGUGUAUUUGCCUCUCUCCUUGAGUAUGCUGCUGUUGGAUAUAUUAGUAAAAGAAAUAAAUUAAAUGCUCAAAGACAUCAAACUAAAAUAUCAUUGUCAAGUUCUAUUCUUUCUAGAAAAACUGUUUCAUUUUUUAAAAGGCCUUCUUUGUUAUAUGGACAUCCAGUUUAUAAACCAUUUUAUUCAUCAUUGGAUAGAAAUUCUAAUCUUUUUGACGGAACUAGAUAUCAAAGUGAUUGUUAUAAUUUACUUAAACCACCUCAACAAUCAAUAAAUUUUGGUCAGAUAGAUUCAGAUGUAUCUCAACAAAUACCAUCUUCAAUCUGUAAAACGUCUCUCCUAAAUUCUAAAAAAACAAUAGGAAAUCCAUCAAAAAUAGAUAUAUAUUCAAGAAUUUUAUUUCCUUUGACAUACAUAAUUUUUAACAUAAUUUAUUGGUCAUACUACUUCAGUAUUCGUGAUGGUUACACAACAGCUGAUAUUGACUAUUUUUGGGGAUCUAAAAGAGGUGUAGAAGAAAGUAAUAUAGUAAAAUUUGACAAUUUUUCACUUCCUCAAUUUAAAAGAACAGCAUAUAAAUUGUUAACAGCUAAAGCUACAACAAGUUCUGGAUCAUAUAUUCGAUUAAAAGUUCAAAUUACUUUUACAAGACAAAUUGGUUUUUAUUUAAUGAAUAUUAUUGUUCCAUCUAUACUUAUUGUUACUAUUAGUUGGGUUAGUUUUUGGUUAGAUAGAGGAUCUUCUCCAGCAAGAACUGGUUUAGGUGUUACAACUGUACUUACAGAAACAACAUUAAUCACAACAACAAAUAAUUCUAUGCCAAAAGUUAGUUAUAUUAAAGGAUUAGAUGUUUAUCUUAACUUUUGUUUUGUUAUGGUUUUUGCUUCCUUAGUUGAGUAUGCCGUUGUCAGUUAUAUGAAUAAAAAAUUAGCUCAAAAAAGAGAUAAAAAAAGAAGAAAACAGGAACAGGCUCAGACAGCUGAAAUACCAAUGUUUGGAAAUUAUAAUGUUUCAUCUUAUAAUAAUAAUCCAACUAAAACAUUAAUUAGUCAUCCAGAAAUUCCUGAAGAUUGUGAUUGUAGGACAAUUCCAAUGGUUCAGGCACCUAGAUUUGUCCCAGAUAAUAUUAUGUGGCCGGGACCUUUUGUUAAGGCUAAAAAAGCAACAAGAACAUGUAGAACGAUAACUCCAUCAAAAAUUGAUAGAUGUUCAAGAUCAGUUUUUCCAAUUAUAUUUAUAAUAUUUAAUUUGGGUUACUGGACAAUCAUGACAAUACUCAGUCAACAAGAAAUGCAACUUGAAGCUGAUGAUGUAGAAUUUAAUGACUAA
Molecule: messenger RNA, 2400 nt
Organism: Strongyloides ratti
Lineage: Eukaryota; Metazoa; Nematoda; Chromadorea; Rhabditida; Strongyloididae
Product: PHCl
Exons: 12
Coding region: 1-2400 (799 amino acids)
Biological process (GO): signal transduction; regulation of membrane potential; chemical synaptic transmission
Cellular component (GO): synapse; membrane; neuron projection
Molecular function (GO): extracellular ligand-gated monoatomic ion channel activity; transmembrane signaling receptor activity; chloride channel activity
Source: RefSeq, a predicted model, not a curated record